CCCCUUUUUUGACUUUUGAUUUGAAAAAUUAAACUUGUACCGCUUUAUUGAUACAAAUCAAAAAUAAAGUCAAUUUUGAUUUGUGUGAAACCGUUUGAAGUUACCAUCAAAGAAAUUUCUUUCAUUUCUUUCAUUUCUUUCCUUUUAUCUUUCCUCAUUUACUUAAAUCAACUUCAACUCAACUCAAGAUCAUUUCAAUUCAACAACAACAACAACAACAACACUAACAUCAUGUCUUCUCAUCCUUAUCAAUCACAACAUCAACAUUUACCUCCUAUCUCAAUCUCUGAUCAACCUAAUUAUCCACCUCGUCAAAAUCAUCCAGUUCAAUCUCCAACUAAUUCAAACGGUUCGGAUUUUGACGCUCCUUCUUUACCUCGUUACUCUUCUCCUGCUCCUCAACAUGGUCAUCCUCCACCUCGGAACAAUAAUCCCUAUCCACAACAAGCUCCACUCACCGGUCCUCGUCCUUUUGUUCAUAAUUCUGGACCACCCCAUCCACUCAGUCAUGCUACUUAUGCUGAUUCAAAUCCUACUUUGAAUGAGACUGAUGUCAGUAUUGAAAAACGAUUUGGUGAUGGUCAUUCAUCUACUAUGAAUUCUUCAUCUCUCGGUUUAGGUCUUCAUAGUGGUGUACAUCAACCGGAGAAAUUCAUCAACCCAAACCAUUCUCCACGUCUUUCACCUUCAGCUGCACACAGCAAUUCAUCCCAACUCAGUCUCUCGGCUCGAUCUGCUGUGGCUUAUCCUCCCGAGUAUGGUAUGAUGACUAAGAUCUACAGAGCUUGGAAUGGUAAUUCGAUUGGUGAUUCCGGUGUAGAUGAACGUCAUUCGAAGAAGAAACGUUUACCUUAUAUCGAUGCUCUCAAGUUCUUUGCUGCGAUCGCUGUUAUGAACGGCACUCUCUUUGAUGCAGUCUUGAGUGAAAAUGACUACAAGGUUAUUCAAAGAGAUUCACCUCUCUAUAUCUUUCGCUCUACCAAUCUUGGUAUUUGCAUGUUACUACUCCUCUCAGGUCGAUCAUUGAUUGCACCAUUGUGGGAUGCAGCCAAUCCUCAUGCCAAACUCUUGAUGAAACAUCAAGAUCCACUCAAGCCAUUGAUCUCUUGGGCUAGAUUGACUCGUGCGAUGCUUAUCCGACCAUUUCGAUUUAUUUUACCAGUCCUUGCUAUUGCGGCUCUCCAAUGGGGCUUAGCUUCAGGAGGUGAUAACCGAGCCACCAAGAACUGUAAUAAUGCAGGAAUGAAUGAACCUUAUUGGGCUAAUAUCGAUCGAUUCGCUGGUUAUGUCACUUUGGUCUUCAAUCUUUUUACCUAUUUUGAACAAGAUACCAUUGCUGGUAAAGCGUUCGGUGCCAAUCUCUGGGUUACCCCUUGGUUCUUUCAAUCAAGUUACGCUGUCUAUGUGACCCACUUUAUGUUGGGCAACUUACCAUCAAAUCGAUACUGGGUUUAUGGGAUUUUGAUGUUUUUUAGCUGGACAAGUCUCAACUAUUUUGCUCUUCCUAUCACAGGGCUUUUUAUUGCUGAUAUGGCUGCCCAUGGCCAAACUGCUCGCUUACGUAAACUAUCGGUGCCACUUCGAAUUGCCAUUCGGGUAGCACUUCUAGUUGUAGCUGCCGUUACUCAAUUCAUCCCUGUCGUUCGCAACAAUCUUAACUCUGCCUUGGCCACUGUCAACGUUCAAGCCCAUACCGAUAUCACUUUCUCAGAUUGGAUCUUUGUCACGAUUGUACUCUUCAUUGUCGAAACCUCGGAUGUCGCUCAACGUGUCCUCGGCUUUGGCCUCUUCAAGUUCCUUGGACAACUUUCAGCUGGAAUCUUUUUAUUAGCCCCAGCUGUCGUCUUCACUAUCGUUCCGGAUGUAGCAUUAAGUUUACAUAAUUCCCAAACUUAUUCAGCUCCUACUGUCUUGGGCCUAAGCUGGGCCCUAUUACUCGGAGUCUGCUUUGCUGGAUCAAUAGCCUUUCAUUUGGUGGUUGAGUGUCCUUCAAAGCUCAUUGGUGAAGUCGUUUGUGACCUUUUCGAAAGAUUAGGAGCUGAUAAAGAGCAGAUGAAGAAGGAUGCUGAGGACUUGAAGGCUUUAACUACUGGUGGUGGUCGAAAAUGAAUUGAUUACUUUCCUCAAUGAUAAUUUUCUGCUUUGAUUUUUUUUUGAUUAUCCGAUUAGGACAUUUCUUAUCGUACCUUGUCAUCGCUCAAUCUAAGUUUUUUUCCCCUUAUCCUUUUAUUCUUUUAAUAAAGAUUUUAUCCAUGAAUGAAUGAGUGCGUGUGUGUGUGUGUGGGCUUGGGUGUUUUUUUCCUGGUAGUGGUGAUUAACUCAUAAACUUUUUUUAACUCUAUGAAAAUUAGUUUUAUUUUCUUCUCUUGAUUUUAUUUCUCUCUCUUUUUUUUGUCGUUACAAGAUACAUGCAUAUCCUGGUGGCUGGUUGCAUUGUAACCAGACUAUUAUUUUCUUUUUUACAAACCCCCCCCAAAAAAAUUAACACUGAUCAGAAAAAAAAAAUCAACUUUCCUUUUUUGUUUUUUUUGUGAUGUUGUGUUUGUUUUUGUUUGCGUAGAUGAAAAUGAUGAAGUGCACUUUUUUUUACCAG
Molecule: messenger RNA, 2593 nt
Organism: Melampsora larici-populina 98AG31
Lineage: Eukaryota; Fungi; Basidiomycota; Pucciniomycetes; Pucciniales; Melampsoraceae
Exons: 4
Coding region: 232-2109 (625 amino acids)
Cellular component (GO): cytoplasm
Molecular function (GO): beta-1,4-mannosyltransferase activity
Source: RefSeq, a predicted model, not a curated record